Castor canadensis (American beaver) is the source of this 4386-nucleotide messenger RNA. RefSeq names its product FYVE, RhoGEF and PH domain containing 6 (gene Fgd6). NCBI's taxonomy places the organism in Eukaryota, Metazoa, Chordata, Mammalia, Rodentia, Castoridae. The record is from RefSeq and is a predicted model, not a curated record. Gene Ontology annotation, cellular component: cytoplasm. Gene Ontology annotation, molecular function: metal ion binding; guanyl-nucleotide exchange factor activity.
AUCCUUUGUGCGGCGCUCCGGCUGCGCCGCGCGGAGCCACGGAACGGAAUGUGGGCGCUGCGGAGUCUUUUUUCUUCAGCCCAAACUCUGGAAACAAUGGACUGAAAGUGGGGAACAUGGACUGAGGAGCCCGAACGAGGAAGCGAACUGCGCGGGGCAAUCAUGACUUCUGCCGCCGAGAUGAAGAAGCCACCAGUGGCCCCCAAGCCAAAGAUUCAAGUGGCAAAUAGUAAGCCACCUCCCCCUCCAAUUGCACCUAAACCUGACCUUAUGAUUGCUAGUGUUCCACAAUCAACAAAGAAAACCAAACCAGCAAUUGCACCGAAACCAAAAGUUCUGAACUGCUUGCCUGUUCCAGACGUUCGGCAGUCACCAUCAAGGAAAAUCACUGUGAACCUGGAAGAGCAAAAACCAGAAUUACCUGAAAACACUGGCAACCUUAAUUGCAAACAUGAAGGGGAUUGGGGCGGCAAUGAUGUCUUACCAAGGUGCUCCUGCACUUCCAAGUACAACCAGAAGCCUGGGAAUAGAGAGAACAUGUGUGGAAAGCAGCUUAUUUUAGAGCCUUUGGACAUGAAAGACAACUUAGAUAAUAGUAAAAUCGAUGAGUCCUCUUUGUCUAUAAAAAGUCAGAGUAAAUGGGAUUCUCAUGGUGAAAAGCACAGGAGCCCCAGUGGAGUCGCUUCAAAGGCAGGUGUCCUUGAAGAGAAGCUCAGAGAAAGUUCAACGCAACAAGCAUCAGCUUUUAGUGCCUUGCAGAAGCACAGAUCCACAGACAACACAGAGGUGAAUGGCACCUGCAAUUCCAACAGACAAAGCAGAAUUGAACUUAUGGAUUUGUCUCAUUCCUUGUCCAGCUUUGAAAAAGUUCCUGCUCAUCACAGCAGCCCCCUGCAACUUAGUAGGGAUGAAUUUCAAAAUCGGGAAACUCUUCAGGACAACAGUGAAAAAAGCAAUAGCUGCUUUCAUUCCUCUAAACUAGACACUCUAGAAAAUGGUAAAAAAGAUUCUUUUACAUCUUCAGAUGAAGUUAGUAAGAAAACAGAACUCAAAGACUUUGGUCCCUUAGAAAUUCACUUAAUACCAUAUACUGUAAAAUUUCCAACUCCCAAGGCCAGAAAGACACGCACUCCUGCUCGUCUGUUACGCCAAAAGCAUGUAGAUACCCCUAGUGAGAGUACUGAGGAACCUGAGAAUUUAAGCAACAGCUCUUGUCUUAUCCAAGAUAGUUUGAAAAACAGUAAAGUCAGUUUUCUUCAUCUGAAUGUUGUCCAUAACCAGGAACAAGUAGACAAAGCAAAGCUGGGAAAUAAAAGUGACUUGAAUAGUGACCCUAAUGAUGACAGACAAGACUUAGUCAAUUCACAAAAAGCCACCUGUCAUGAACCAUCUUCCUUUGAAACAAUGGCACCUUCUUUAAAUACAGACUCCAAUUUGGCUUGUGACAGCACGACUGUAGAUGGUUCUAUUGUAUUACCUGCUGUGGACAAAGAGACCAGUUUUGUAAGAUGUACUACUCUAUCUUUAAGCCUGCCUAAACAGCUCAAAUUAAACUGCACUGAUCAUCUGCCAACUGCCUGUAACCCAGGAGUGACUGUGAAAGAAAGUUCUUCAAGAAUUGUCCCCAAAAAACCUCAAAGACACAGCUUGCCUGCUGCAGGAGUGCUUAAAAAGGCUGCCUCUGAGGAGCUGGUAGAGAAAAGUUCUUAUCCCUCAACUGAAGAAACAGAUUCAAGACAGGGUCUAGACAUAACUCACCUGCAGCAUCUGUGUGCCCCAAACCAUAGUAUGCCAUCAUCCUCCUUUGAUGCACCUGGAUCAACUUCAGAAAAGCCAGUGUGGAAAUUACCUCGUCCUAUUUUACCCUUUUUCGGGAACCCAGAAUCCUUAAAGUCUGUCAUUGUGUCGUCAUAUAGUGAGCCUUCCACUUCCCUAACCAAGCGUAGAGCGAAAUCACUGUCUGCCAUGGAUAUGGGGAGGUGCACAAAGCCUUGCAAAGAUGCCCCAAAGAAAAAUUCUUUCAAAAAGUUGCUCAAUGUGAAACUGUCCCUCUGCUUGAUGAAGAGUGAUUUUCAGAAAUUGUGGUCCAGGGGUAGCCAACUUGGAGAUGCAUCUGCAGGCAACCUGUCCAGUGGGGAGCAGAAAGGGAUUGACUUGGUGGUAGAAGAGAAGAGAAGUAAACCCACCAAGGCGUAUUCGGCAGAUAACUACAGCCCCGAAUCUCAAAAGAAGAGGAAGAAGUCUUGGGGCCAGACUGGUCCAGCUAAUGGGCUGAGGACUGAAUCUUUGGAUGACCAGAUGCUCUCUAGGGAUUCCUCAUUUCAGGCACCUUGCAAGACUGUUACAACCAGCUGUGCACCUGAGUAUGAAAAUAUACGCCAUUAUGAGGAAAUACCAGAGUAUGAGAACUUGCCAUUUAUUUUGGCUAGAGGGAAAACUCCAGAGUUGGAAUGGCAGAAGUCCAGCAGUGUGGAGGAAACUGAUGCAAAUGUGUAUGAGAUGGAAGAACCAUAUGAAGCUCCAGAUGGCCAGAUGCAACUUGAACCCAGACAUCAGCACUCCAGCAGUUCUGGAGCAUCCCAGGAAGGACAGGAUGAUCUCGACCUUGGUCUUGGUGACCUGCCCUCCGAUGAGGACGAAGUCAUCAGCAGUUCUGAUGAAGAUGAUGUCAGCUCUGAGUCAAGUAAAGGAGAGCCAGACCUGGAAGGUAAACAGGAUGAAGAUACUGGAAUGAAAAGUAAAGUCCAUCAUAUUGCCAAGGAGAUCAUGAGCUCAGAGAAAGUGUUUGUGGAUGUACUAAAACUUUUGCAUAUUGAUUUCCGGGAUGCAGUAGCCCAUGCUUCCAGGCAACUUGGGAAACCAGUGAUUGAGGACCGGAUCCUAAAUCAGAUCCUGUACUACUUGCCUCAGCUAUAUGAGCUGAACCGGGAUCUGCUCAAGGAACUGGAGGAAAGACUGCUAAACUGGACUGAACAACAAAGAAUUGCUGAUAUCUUUGUAAAGAAGGGACCGUAUCUAAAGAUGUAUUCCACAUACAUCAAAGAAUUUGAUAAGAAUAUAGCUUUGCUGGAUGAGCAAUGCAGGAAAAACUCAGGCUUUGCUGCUGUUGUUAGAGAAUUUGAGAUGAGCCCUCGCUGUGCCAACCUGGCCCUCAGGCACUACCUGCUCAAGCCGGUCCAGAGGAUUCCCCAGUACAGGCUGCUGCUGACAGAUUACUUGAAGAAUCUCUUAGAAGAUUCUGGAGAUUACAGAGACACUCAAGGUGCCCUUGCUGUCGUUAUAGAGGUAGCUAACCAUGCCAAUGACACCAUGAAGCAAGGAGACAACUUUCAGAAGCUUAUGCAAAUCCAGUACAGCUUAAACGGACACCAUGAAAUAGUACAGCCUGGACGUGUUUUUCUCAAAGAAGGAAUUCUGAUGAAGCUAUCUCGGAAGAUCAUGCAGCCCCGCAUGUUUUUCCUGUUUAAUGACGCCCUACUGUAUACAACACCUGUGCAGUCUGGGAUAUAUAAACUGAACAACAUGCUCUCAUUGGCUGGAAUGAAGGUCAGAAAACCCACCCAAGAAGCAUAUCAGAAUGAAUUAAAGAUCGAAAGUGUCGAACGUUCCUUCAUCCUCUCAGCCAGUUCUGCCACAGAAAGGGAUGAAUGGCUAGAGGCAAUUUCCAGGUCAAUAGAAGAGUAUGCCAAGAAAAAAAUCACCUUCUGUCAUAGUAGGAGUCUUGAUGAGGCAGACGCAGAAAAUAAAGAGGAAUCCAGUCCACUUGGGUCAAAGGCUCCCAUCUGGAUUCCUGAUACCAGAGCCACGAUGUGUAUGAUCUGCACCAGUGAAUUUACUCUGACCUGGAGACGGCACCACUGCCGGGCCUGCGGAAAGAUUGUAUGCCAAGCUUGUUCAUCAAAUAAGUAUGGGUUAGAUUACCUGAAAAACCAGCCAGCAAGAGUAUGUGAACAUUGUUUCCAAGAACUGCAGAAAUUAGAUCACCAGCACUCCUCUAGGAUUGGAUGUCCUGGAAAUCACAAGUCUUCAAGUGCUUUAUCAUCAGUCUUACAUAGUAUCCCAUCUGGGAGGAAACAGAAAAAAAUCCCAGCUGCUCUGAAAGAAGUAUCAGCAAACACAGAAGAUUCUUCUAUGAGUGGUUACUUGUACAGAUCAAAAGGCAAUAAAAAACCAUGGAAACACUUUUGGUUUGUCAUAAAAAAUAAAGUACUAUAUACAUAUGCUGCAAGUGAGGAUGUGGCAGCUUUGGAGAGUCAACCUUUACUAGGAUUCACUGUUGCUCAAGUCAAAGAUGAGAACUCAGAGUCUAAAGUAUUUCAGUUACUGCACAAAAACAUGUUAUUUUAUUUAUUCAAAGCAGAUGAUGCUCACUCUGCUCAGAAGUAA